Marasmius oreades (fairy-ring Marasmius) is the source of this 1643-nucleotide messenger RNA. RefSeq lists its product as uncharacterized. The record is from RefSeq and is a predicted model, not a curated record. The transcript is spliced from 6 exons. Bases 20 to 1501 code for a protein of 493 amino acids. NCBI's taxonomy places the organism in Eukaryota, Fungi, Basidiomycota, Agaricomycetes, Agaricales, Marasmiaceae.
AGCUUUCACAUCAACUCCCAUGUCCUCAUCAUCCUUAAAUGCCUGCAUCGCUCGUCUUGAUGCCGGUACUAGGUCUAUUUGUUCGAUAACACGAUCAAUAAACCGAGUUUUACCAGGCCCAUUUACUCACGCAUUAUUGUUCACCAAACUAGGUGACUUAAUUCGCGAUAUCGACCCGUCAGAACUUGGUCUAUUCUCAGUCUCUAACAUUUCAAGCGCUCCUCCUCCUCAGGAGAAGGACGUUGUUCGCGCCCCUUCAACAUUGGAAAUCUCACGCGUCGAAUUCCAUGGUGCCACACCCUUGCGGAAACCUCAGCUUCGGAAAGAAGGUCAGUACAAACCGAAGGAACUACUUCCAGAAGUCUAUGCUCGAGCGGCUUUGAAGUGCAUAGAACGAUACCAGCAGGUUCGUCCUAUGUCGAGUGCACAUUCUCAAGCUUCUGCCAUUCUGGAACAGCUAGAAGCCGUGCGUGAACGUAUAAAGGCUCUCAUUGAAACGCUGAAAGAGACCGAGACUGCUGAAGCACCUUCACUAGCACCGAGUGUUGAGGAAGAAGAGCAAAGUAUACAGGUCCUGCGGCUAAGGAUAGCUGACCAUGAGAAACGAAGAAAUCUCAAAAAUGGAACGAAACUCAGCCCUGAAACCCACAAACCCCCAUCGAGGAAAAUUUGGUUACCGAACAAAAUACCUGCUACGGAUCUCGAUGAGGAUACUUUCUGGACCGCGUCAUCCUCAAGCACUCGGACACCGCGAUUUUCAGACAACCUUCUUGAUGAAGUAGCAGAGUUUGGUGAACAGUCGAUUCUGUCGCUUGCAAGUCCUGCUCCUCUUCCCGCUCUACCUUCUCCCUCGCUUGACGACUCCAAAGAGGAAGAGAUCCUGAGAAAACCAUCUCCAGCGGUUAGAUCACCACUUUUGGACCACGUUUCUGAAAUGACAAUGGAAGUGGAAGCCAACAAUCAACAACAUCCUUCAAGUACCGAAGGCGCAGAUAAACCGAUACCUCCGUCAGCCGGGGAAUUGGAGGCAACGCCCACACAAACGCCUGGUCCGAAGAAGCCUAAAAUACGAAUCAAUAUGGAAAUUGAACGUACUGUAGCAAAAAUAUGGGCUUGCAAUGCCUUGGGUGACAUUACCCUUCCAAGGAGGAGUUCAGCUAUCGAAGCUAAAUCGACAAUCGCCCAUCUUCAAUCCCUCUCUUCCAUGGCGCUAAGCCCCUCCUCUCCCACAACAUCUGCAUCUUCGGCUGCGGGUGAAGUACCUUCGCAGCCCUCUCCACAUCAAAUUCUCACCGCACACCUGUUACUCGCUCUCCUGACUUCUCCCCAGCUAUCACUGCCACUAAACAAGGUUAAGGAGCUUCUGUCAACGAAGGCUAGCACCAGUGGUAGUAUAGCAUUGGCGUCGAACCACAUGAAGCCGUAUUUUACGUGCCUCUCGAAACGACUACUCAAAGUCGAUCGAGCAAGUGGAGAGCAGUUGGUCAAGUUCAAUCUAUAGAAUGAGUUGAUAGAGUCAACGGAAAGUCGUCAGCAGUACAGACGCGGUUGAGCAGUGACGGGAGUAUGUAUACCAAGAUCAGUGUGUUUAGGAAUGAUAAGCAGUAUACACGCGACUUGCAUGAGGAUGGUCACGAUGCGAG